AAGCGUUAGACCUACUCGGAUUCUAGGAAGGUUACUGACAGAUUGAUACCACAUAGAGCCACAUAUAGUUUAUAUAUUUGAUCUGCUAAGUGAUUGAAAUCAGGCAUUGUUUGCAAAAAUGUUGCAGCGGAAAAACCCUACGUUCUUCGAGAUGCUUUUGUCGCAUUGGAUCGAUCAGCUGAAUUUGUUCGUCGUAACUUUAUUUUUCUCGGAAAUCGAUGUGCUUGGGCAUGAAAACUUGCAAAAAUACGGGCCCUCCAUUUAUGUUGGAAAUCAUCAGAAUCAGUUUGUGGAUGCUAUCCUGCUGUCAGCUGUCAUCAAAUCCGAGCAGAAUCGAGGGUUACGCUUUAUCAUCGCAGAGAAAAGCUACCACCGACCAUUGAUUGGUCACCUAGCAAAGGUGAUGAAUAGCAUCCCCGUGGCACGCCCACAGGACAGCGCGAAGAAGGGAAUCGGAACAGUCUCUGUGAAAGAAGGCGAGACCACUGUGAGAGGGCAAGCGACUACAUUCACUGUAGAUUUCGCGGCUCAAGACAGCAUCAAGAUCAAAGAUAAUCUGUACAAAGUGUUGAAUGUCAUAUCUGACAACGAGAUGGAAGUUACUGGCAUUCACGGACAUAUCGACGAGACGGUAGAGGACUUCGCCGGAUAUAAGAUCUUCAAGAGAGUGGAUCAACAUAAGAUGUACGGAGCCGUCUAUGAAUCUUUCCUCAACGGAAGCAUUCUGGGCAUUUUCCCGGAGGGUGGAUCCCACGAUCGUACCGAGCUGUUGCCGUUGAAGGCUGGUGUGUGUAUCAUGGCCCUUGGAGCAAUGACAACCCACCCGGGACUGAACGUGAAUGUGGUGCCUUGUGGAAUUAACUACAGUCAGGCGAAUCGCUUCCGAUCUAAGGUCGUUAUCCAAUUCGGUGUCCCCAUUGAAAUCAAGAAGGAGGAAGUAGAGCUAUAUACCACUGACAAACACAAAGCCAUCGGAGACCUUCUAGAGCGUGUGACUGUCGGACUACAGGACGUUGUGGUACAAACACCCGACCACGAAGCACUGGUUGUUGUACACUACUUGCGUCGAUUAUACGUGCCUGUCGGACGCCACAUCACACCGUACGAAUACCACGAGCUCAACCAACGCUUCUCGAAGGCUUAUGCGAAGAUGGACGAGCUGCCUUUCUUUGCGGACUUGAAGGCGACCGUGCUGGAGUACCGUCGAGAUUUGAAGAUUGCGGGUAUCACCGACAGCCAGGUAGCUAAGAUGCAGACAGCUGUGCAGAUGGGUAAGAAACGCAAAGCCUUCUACGAGAUGAUUGAACAGGGGCUUCUCCUGACCUCGUACCUACUCGCCUACCUCCCUGGUUUCUUGUUGGCCUUCCCUGCUGGUUUCAUUGUGGAGACUGUGGCUGCGAAUAAACAACAAGAGGCCUUGAGGACAUCUGAUGUCAAGAUCAAAGCUAACGAUGUGGUAGCCUCGUGGAAGGUCCUUACUGGAAUGAUUGUGGUGCCGGCGCUAAGUAUCCUGUACGCAUUCCUCUUCAUGUUGUACCUAUACUUCGCCACGGACUACACUUUCUUCACCAAGUUCGUCCUGGUGGUUGCCUUCGCCAUCUGCGUGCCCUUCUACUCCCACCAGUCCGUGCUCGCCGCCGACGAUAUAGUGAAAGCUGCAUAUGCUAUCCGCCCACUUUUCUUGCGAGCAACCGGUGCGUUUCAAAGCAGUGGUGAGAAAUGGAUCACCCGCCGUAGUAUGUUGCAGAAAUAUAUCCGCGAAACCACAUGGGAAUCGUUUGACCAGCUGUACCCCAAUGAAUUUCGUAUCUUCAAUAAGACCGAUUUUGAAGCAGAAGCUGAACGUAUGGAUGAGAAGCGAAGGCUUCGGCGAUUGAAUACCGUGGAUAGUGAUGAUGAUAUCCAAGAUUGAGGAUCCAAGUAUGCUGGAAGUUAAUAUUGAGUUGCUGAACAACUGUUAAAAGUAUAGGCUACUCUGAUACGAUCGCAGCCUGAAGUCGAUAGCCAUAUUUUGAAAAAAAUAAAUUACAAGGUGAGAAGUACGAAGGUAACACUGCUACGUUCGAAACAAAAGAUUUGCAAUGCGCGGAUACUGGUUAUAACUAGGCCGAAAUCAGUGACAACGUUUAUGAGGCAUUGUUGAUACGGGUAGAGGUUUCCAGAAUAAUACAGAACAGAGAAUCCAUGUUAUGUUGUUGACAAAUUCAUAUUAAAAAGUG
Messenger RNA from Sphaeroforma arctica JP610, 2219 nucleotides. RefSeq lists its product as hypothetical. Gene Ontology annotation, cellular component: endoplasmic reticulum membrane. Gene Ontology annotation, biological process: phospholipid biosynthetic process. Bases 119 to 1912 code for a protein of 597 amino acids. NCBI's taxonomy places the organism in Eukaryota, Ichthyosporea, Ichthyophonida. The transcript is spliced from 11 exons. Gene Ontology annotation, molecular function: glycerol-3-phosphate O-acyltransferase activity; glycerone-phosphate O-acyltransferase activity. The record is from RefSeq and is a predicted model, not a curated record.